This is a messenger RNA of Diorhabda sublineata, 5435 nucleotides long. It is a transcript of the gene Psi, whose product is annotated as far upstream element-binding protein 1. Gene Ontology annotation, cellular component: cytoplasm; nucleus. The transcript has 13 exons. The coding region runs from base 164 to 2518 and encodes 784 amino acids. Gene Ontology annotation, biological process: regulation of DNA-templated transcription. Gene Ontology annotation, molecular function: mRNA binding. The record is from RefSeq and is a predicted model, not a curated record. Lineage: Eukaryota; Metazoa; Arthropoda; Insecta; Coleoptera; Chrysomelidae.
GGAAAUGAGAAAUGAUUACGAUGCUAACGCUAGACACGUAAACCAAGCAUAUACUUCUUUCCUUUUCGUUUGCUGUUUGUAAGCGUAUCCUCCAUUUUGUUGUCGAACCAAUAAGGUUACUUGUAUGUUUUGUGUUACUUAUAAACUUUAAUGUUAUAAGAAAAUGAGUGAUUAUUCUGCGGUUGCUCCGCCACCACAACAAAAUUUCAAUCAGUCCUCAGCUUUUGCAGCAGCUCUGCAACGUGCCAAACAGAUUGCAGCUAAAAUUAACCCAGGAGCUGGUACAAACGACAAUAGACAGAAAAGGCCUUUAGAAGACGGUGCAGAUCUGUUUGAUGCAGAACCGGAUGCGAAAAAGGGACCCGGUGCAGUUGGACCUCCUCAAAAUCAAGGUCCUCCCGCUUUAGUUAGGCCACAACAAAAUCAAGCUAUGGGUGGUCCAACUGGAAUGGGCGGUAUGCAGCAAGUUAAUGAAGACAUCAGUGUACCAGAUAAAAUGGUUGGUCUCAUAAUAGGUCGCGGAGGGGAACAGAUAACAAGAUUGCAAUCAGAGGCAGGUUGCAAGAUACAAAUGGCGCCCGAUUCUCAGGGUAUGUCAGACAGAAUCUGUUCACUGUCCGGCCCCAAAGAUGCAGUUGAAAGGGCCAAACAGCUCAUCUCAGAUAUAAUUCGACAGAGGGGUGGACCCCCAGGGGAUGGUAAUGCAGGCGAGGAUGAAUUGCUGCACUCCAACAACCAUUCUGAUUUUCAAGGAAUAAACAAUAUGGGUAUGGGCGGUCCUGGAGCAGGCCCAGGAGGUCGGAAUAGUAUAGAAAUCAUGAUUCCCGGUCCCAAGGUUGGUCUAAUAAUCGGCAAAGGUGGUGAAACAAUCAAACAACUGCAAGAAAAGAGUGGAGCCAAAAUGGUUGUCAUCCAAGAUGGACCAAAUCAAGAACAUGAAAAACCUUUGGUAAUAAGUGGUGAUCCUCAAAAAGUGGAGUACGCUAAACAGCUAGUUUAUGACCUCAUAGCAGAAAAAGAAAUGAAAAAUUUCAAUCGCGGAGGUGGCAGAGGACGUCAAGGCCCUAACGAUGGAUAUAACGAUUAUGGCAGUGGUGGUGGUGAUUCAAUAGAAGUAUUAGUACCCCGAACAGCAGUAGGUGUCGUUAUAGGAAAAGGUGGUGAUAUGAUAAAGAAAAUUCAGUCUGAAACUGGAGCCAAAGUUCAGUUUCAACAGGCUAGAGACGAAGGUCCAGGCGAUAGAAGAUGUUUUUUGUCAGGAAAUUCCAAACAAGUAGAAAUGGCCCGUCAACGUAUUGAUGAACUAAUAGACAGUGUCUUACAACGUGACAAUGGUGGUGACGGAAUGGGCGGCGGUCCAAUGGGAGGUGGAAUGCGUGGAGGACGCGGAGGUGGACGAGGUGGUCGCGGCGGUCAUCAUGGCGGUAGAGGCGGAGGCGGUUUCGAUAGAGGUGAUAGAAAUGGUGGGGGAGACUUUGGUGGGAACCAGUGGGACGAUAGGCGAGGUGGCGGGGGCGGUGGACCUGGGGGACAUCACGGCGCUCCCCAAGAUGUUGUUUCAUUUACGGUUCCAGCUAAUAAGUGUGGUGUGAUUAUUGGCAGAGGUGGUGAGACCAUUAAACAAAUCAACCAACAAUCGGGAGCAUAUUGUAAGCUGGAUAUACGAUCACAGAAUCCAAAUUCAAAUGAAAAAGUAUUUUUAAUCAAGGGGGAUCCAGACUCCAUUGAAACUGCUAAGAGGAUAUUACAAGAUAAAGUACAAAUGCCACUCAAUUUUGUAUCUCAAGGUGGACCGCAAAUGAGCAGCAUGCCAACGGUAGGUGCAUACCCUGGAAUGGCCCCACAAAGUUACAAUCCCCAAAACAAUUGGGCGUUGCAAGGUGCAGGAGGUGGCGGUGGUACUCCUGGUGGUGGAUACCAACAACAACAAUGGGGUGGUCAACCACAGGGUGGAGAUUCUCAACCAGCUCCUGGUGCCCCUGUUAAUCCUUCUGGUCAACCAGACUAUUCAAUGCAGUGGGCAGAAUAUUAUAGAACUUUAGGAAUGCACCGUGAAGCUGACAUGAUUGAACAGGCUAAAGCAAAAGCAGGUGGUGCUGCUGCACCAGGAAUGCCUCAAGGAGGACAAAUAGCACAAGGUGCUGCUCCUGCAACUCAAGCUGUGCCUCCUUCUUCAGGUGCACAGGCCGAUUUCAGUGCACAAUGGGCUGAGUACUACAGAAGUAUUGGUAAAAUAGAGGAAGCAAAAGCGAUAGAAGCUCAAAUGAAAACCAAGACUGGAACCACAGCUCCCAACUCUGGAGUGCCUACAGCACCUGGAACUCAAACAGGUGGAUAUUCUCAACCACAAACACAGACUGCUUAUGGAGGCUACCAACCACAAGCUACUGCUGGGUAUUAUGGUGGCCAACCCCAAGGAGCUCCAGUACCCGGUGUACCACAAGGAGGAUAUGGUUUCCCUAGUUAUGGUUACGGUGGCCAGCAAGGAGGAGGCGGUGGUGGUCCAUCUCAGGACUAAAAUAAAAAAAUGUUGGGAACCCAAAACGCGCCCACAAUGAAAUUUGAGAGAAAGAGGGAGAAAAAAUAAGAGGCUACCCAACAGCCGAGAUAAAUGCCCUCAACAAAAAUAUACACUAUGGACGGUCGAUGGUAAAAUGAUGAGGGGGUCGGAGCGACCGGUAAGUGAAUUUUAGCCUAAACAAGUGAUAUCUAAUUUAAAAAUUUAUUUAAAUUUUCAUUUUUCAAUUAUUGCAGAAAAUAUUUGCCUUUAAAAACAUUUGAUUGCCAUACAGAAAUGUUUUAUCAAAAAUUCAAAAUCAAAUUUGUUGGAAAAUGCAAAUAAUUAAAGAGGGUUUGUUUAUUUAUCUCUAUGAUUUCAAUUGACUUUCAUAUUUCCUUCCAGGGAAGGUUGAUACAAAAUUGUCUCUUAACUUAUGUCUUCUUUUAAUAAAUCUCAUGCAAUAAAAAAUUUGUGUCGUUAUACAUAUUUUGAGAUGAUGAAAUUCCUAGUUUACUUACCAUCAUUUUAUACCACCAGCAAUUAUUGAAUCGAACUUAUCUAAAAUUACAAAACAAAAUUGAAAGCUGUUCGAAUUCUUAUCUAAAAUGCCUUUCCAUUUUUCGAUAUUAGCACCUUUCUUUUUUAUACAGGGUUUUUUAAUGAAACCUUAGGAAAUAAUUCUAAAGGAUUAAAACUUUAUAUCUUUGAUUAUUGUUAUAAUUAAUCAUGUUCAUGGUUAAGUUUGUUUAAACUGUUGUCUACUUGUGUUAUAAUGAAAUUUUCGUUCGGGCUGUAACCACUGACUAGUUUCGACGUUAUUACGUCUCAUCAGAAUGGUUUAACAACUUUCGUUCGGUCUUGAGACUCGAACUGAAGACAACGUCGUUAUUUGGCUCAUCUAGUCGAACAUCCCCACUUCCAUCUGCGAACCACUGAUCGGUAGAAACCUAGUGUAGUCACCGAUAAUAUAGAUUCCAGUGGUAAAUGAGGUGUGUCAAAUAUAUCAAAAUAAAUGUUUUCUACUAUAUACCUCUCUAAAAUUUAUUCUGCGGUUCUUCAAAGGAGAAAAUAACUACUUUCCUGGCCAAUGCAUCUGCUCAGUUGAGUUUACCUUCCAGUAUAUAUAUUACUGUUUAACGGCUUCAAAAUGUUUUAAAGCUAAUACUUUCUGCGAUUUAAAUAAAUACGCCGACCUUUCUCUUUUUAUAUACAUACAUAGAUGAUGAUUUUAAGUUUGGCUUUCCUUCAGGUUAUUAGUAGUUUUUACUAUGCUACUAACAAUAUCCCCAGGUUGUUUUUCUCUUCUUAUAAACAUGUUCUAAUGAAAAAGGAUCUAAAAAGUUCCUAAUGGAAAGCCAAAUUGAUAGAAUAUAAUUUUUACAAUUUAUGAAUAAUUUCUACAUUUCUCAAAAAUUAUUGCAAACUUAACUGAUACACUACUAUCUAAAAAUUUGGAAGCAUCAAGGUCAAUGGAAUAAAACAAGACAAAGUCAUCCAAACAUAUUUGUAUUGUUACGCAAUAGGGUACUUGUAUGGUUUGAGAAAAAAUUUAGUUCUGGAUAGUUUAUGUACAACUUUUAUUAUGUUUUUUUUUAAUUCUUUGAUCAAAAAAAUUAUUGAAAAUUCAAACAUUUUGUAGGUAGCUUCAACAUUUCAGUAAGGCUGCCAUAUUGCGUGACGUCAUAGGUAUAAAAUCAUCAAUAAACAUAUGAUACAAAGUAACUUGUGUUUUGUUUUGAAAGUGUUGUCGUUUUAAAGGUCCCCGAGAUGAAAUUUUUGCUAUUUUCAAUCAAAUAUUUAGAUAUUAUUUUUUCUCUUUUAAUUAAAUAUUUUACUUUCUGACCUUAUUUCAUAUUAUAAAAUGCAAGUACCCUAUUGGAUACGAAAUAAAAUUUUGGCGUCCACUUUCCUUUUAUCAGUUUCUCGUAUACUCUAGGCCUAGUAUUAUAUAACCGAUUAAUUUAAUAAUCUUCACUUAAACUUGUUGAAUUCAUUAUCCUAUCAAGAAAUUCAACGAAGUCUUUUCUUGACCAUGAAGUUCCAUUAUGUUUAGAGUGCUGAUAAUUGCAGGUGAAACUAUUACAUUAUCACCACCUUUGUUUGAUAGUAGAUAGCGUCCAUACAUCAGUCUAUUUUUUAUUGACUUAUUGUAGUCAAAAUUUUAGUGGCAUCGCAUUUUGUUAGUCUCGUCACCACAAAACACAUUCUUAAUAGUGAUUGAAAUAUGUACAUUCUGUUGUAAUCUUGAAGUUCAUAAUACUCAAUUUUUAAUGAAUUUGUAUUUUGUUUUGUCAAAACAAAUGCUUCCAAACUUUUCGAUUGUAUUGUAACAACUCAGUAUAAAAGUAAUACUUUUAUUUUUUUGGAAAUUUGAAUGUUUAAAACAAUCGGAGUCGUAAGAUGUCGUUGUUUAUUCCCACUUCUAUUAAAAACCUCAGUAAAUGUGAAUAAUUUAAUAUGGUUUAUUAAGUAUUGACGAAAUAUCAGAAUAUUCAUCGCAAAUUCUCCAUAUUCAACAAAUUUUUGUUCUGUAUUUUUAUUUUUAGCAAAAAAUAGUUUUUUGCAAUCCCCAUUUCUUUUUAAAAAAAUAUUGAAAUAUUACACCCUCUGGUAUAUAUUUCAAAAUGUUUUUAAAUUAUAUUUGAUGAGUAUAAAAGUGGAGUUUAACUAUUUUAUUUUUAUAAAUACUGCUGUUUCCACAUACAUAGUUCUAUUUGUUAGAGAAAAUUUAAAUCUGCAAAAUUUUACCAUUAAUGUCGACUAAAUAUGAAAUUAACUAUAACAUGAAUUAGAAUCUAUUUCUAAAAGGUCAAAUUCAGUUUAUAAAUAUUAGAUGAACAUUGUGAUAAAUUUUAAAAGUUUAUCAAAAAAUGAGUACCUAUUUUUACAUUCUUUUUAUUUUUCUAUUUUAAGCAAAAUAAAAUCUAUUAUUCAA